UGAGACCCCAAAUUUUGAGAAGUCAUGUCUUCACUUCAAUACACUCGCAGUCGCUUCUCUGUUGCUCUCAGAGUAUUCACUCAGCGCAGAUUUUCUUCUACAGUUACUUGUAAUGCUUCAGAAGAAGAGAAAGUCACUGAUGCAACUGAAGAAAAUUCAAGAUUCAUUCAUCCCUCUUCAGUUGUUCAUCCCAAUGCCAUUUUGGGUGAUGGUGUUUCAAUUGGUCCCUUCUGUACCAUUGGGCCUUUUGCAAAGUUGGGGAGGGCUUGUCAACUGUACCCUGGGAGCCACAUCUUUGGAAAUACUGAACUGGGGGACAACUGCACUCUGAUGACUGGUGCUGUAAUUGGAGAUGAUCUUCCUGGUCAUACAGUCAUCGGGAGAAACAAUAUUUUUGGGCAUCAUGCUGUAAUUGGUGUCAAGUGCCAAGACAUGAAAUAUAAGCUUGGGAAUGAGUGCUUUCUCGAGAUUGGUGACAACAAUGAGAUCAGAGAACAUGUAUCCAUCCAUCGAUCUUCAAGUCCAAGUGAUAAAACCGUUAUUGGUGAUAACAAUCUUAUUAUGGGCUCUUGCCAUAUAGCUCAUGACUGCAAAGUGCGCAACAACAAUAUUUUGGCGAACAAUACACUUCUCGCUGGCCAUGUUUUGGUGGAGGACUAUGCUCACACUGGAGGAGGUAUUGUAGUUCAUCAAUUUUGCCAUAUUGGUUCUUUUUCUUUCAUUGGUGGUGGUUCAGUGGUUUCUCAAGAUGUUCCAAAGUACACGAUGGUGUCGGGGGAAAGAGCUGAGCUUCGUGGGUUGAAUCUUGAAGGCCUAAGACGUCGUGGAUUCUCUGCUACAGAGAUUAAGAGCCUGAGAGCAGCUUAUAGAGAGAUAUUUAUGCCCACUGAUAGGAGUUCUGGGAAUAUUGAAGAUCGACUCGCUCAAGUGGAGCAACACAAAGAGCUGAGUCUACUUCCAGCUGUCUGUUCCAUGGUACAGUCAAUACGUGAUUCUUUUGGUGAACAUCGCCGUGGAAUUUGCAAAUUUAGAAGUCAGGGUGGAUCUUAGCUCCUUUUCUUCCAAGAAUUCCGAGUUUCACCUCUAUCAUGGUCCUUGAUCUCGUACUACACCAAAAUGUAAACAAACAAAGAAAUGCUGCUCGUCUUAUGAAAGUUUUUAUAAGGUGAACAAUCCUAUACAAGGACCAUAUUCAUUAUUUAAGCUCAUUAUGGAGGAGUGAUGAAUUGAGAAGAAAUCCGUCUGAAUGGGCUAUAUGAGGCUUAUCAUGUCAUAGUUUGUAUAUCUCAAAGUUGCAUCUUCCAGAUUCUUUGUCGUCGAGUGUAGCAGUUCAUUGAGUUAUUCUGCCUCUCCGGUAAAAACUUUAGUCCCUUGUUCUCUGUCCUGAUGAUAUUGACCAGUUGUUUGUGGAUUCCAACAGCAAUACCGCUUCUUUAUCACCUUGUAAUGAUAUACAUCAACAUUGCAACCAAGUUCCCGCUUUUAUACUAGUUUUCCACCAAUUCCGAUCUCUGUUACUCUGUAUCUGUAGUUCUUUGCUUGGUCUCGUUUGAUGGAAGACAGUCAUUAGUGUAGAUGAACUAUCUUUUCCGAUAGUCACCAACUAUACUUCAA
Messenger RNA from Nicotiana attenuata, 1614 nucleotides. Its product is annotated as probable acyl-[acyl-carrier-protein]--UDP-N-acetylglucosamine O-acyltransferase, mitochondrial. The transcript has 11 exons. The record is from RefSeq and is a predicted model, not a curated record. Gene Ontology annotation, biological process: lipid biosynthetic process. The coding region runs from base 25 to 1050 and encodes 341 amino acids. Lineage: Eukaryota; Viridiplantae; Streptophyta; Magnoliopsida; Solanales; Solanaceae. Gene Ontology annotation, molecular function: acyl-[acyl-carrier-protein]-UDP-N-acetylglucosamine O-acyltransferase activity.